Molecule: messenger RNA, 3962 nt
Organism: Haplochromis burtoni (Burton's mouthbrooder)
Lineage: Eukaryota; Metazoa; Chordata; Actinopteri; Cichliformes; Cichlidae
Gene: slc17a7a
Product: solute carrier family 17 member 7a
Exons: 13
Coding region: 108-1865 (585 amino acids)
Biological process (GO): transmembrane transport; monoatomic anion transport; neurotransmitter loading into synaptic vesicle
Cellular component (GO): excitatory synapse; synaptic vesicle membrane
Molecular function (GO): L-glutamate transmembrane transporter activity; neurotransmitter transmembrane transporter activity
Source: RefSeq, a predicted model, not a curated record
GAUAGAGAGAGAGCGAGAGAGAGAGAGAGAGAGCGAGACGCGCGCUCGGGCAGGACAGGAGGGCGCACGGGACAUCAGCACACCGGCCGGGUCAAGGAGCUGCAAAGAUGGAGAUCCGACCAGACAGGUUUAAGGCGGUCGCGGGCAAAACUUUGGGGAAAAUUCACAGGCUGAUUGAGAAACGGCAGCCAAAUGGAGAAACUAUUGAGCUGUCGGCGGAGGGUCGUCCUGAGCUGGUGGAGGAGAAGGAGCUGCCUGUGGUGGACUGCACCUGCUUCGGCCUGCCCCGGCGGUACAUCAUCGCCAUCCUGUCUGGCCUGGGCUUCUGCAUCUCCUUUGGCAUCAGGUGCAACCUAGGUGUGGCCAUUGUAAGCAUGGUCAAUGAUCAUACUGUCUACAAAGGCAACAAGGAAGUACUUGUGGCUGCACAGUUCACCUGGGAUCCAGAGACAGUGGGGAUGAUUCAUGGCUCCUUCUUCUGGGGCUACAUCGUCACACAAAUCCCGGGUGGCUUUAUAUGUCAAAAAUUUGCAGCAAACAGAGUUUUCGGCUUUGCCAUCGUGGCCACAUCGACGCUCAACAUGCUGAUUCCAUCUGCCGCUCGCUGCCAUUACAGCUGCGUCAUACUUGUCAGGAUAUGCCAGGGCCUUGUAGAGGGCGUAUCAUACCCAGCCUGUCAUGGGAUCUGGGCCAAGUGGGCACCUCCUCUUGAGCGAAGUCGAUUAGCCACGACAGCUUUUUGUGGAUCCUAUGCUGGGGCAGUGGUGGCCAUGCCUUUAGCUGGGAUACUGGUGCAAUACACUGGGUGGCCUUCUGUAUUUUAUGUCUAUGGCAGCUUUGGGAUAUUCUGGUAUUUGUUUUGGAUUCUGGUGUCAUACGAGAGUCCUGCAGCCCAUCCCACCAUCUCACCAGAGGAGAGGAAAUACAUUGAAGAUGCGAUCGGAGAGUCUGCAUCAUUUCUCAAUCCCCUUCAAAAAUUUAAAACCCCGUGGAAACACUUCUUCACCUCCAUGCCAGUCUAUGCCAUUAUUGUGGCCAACUUCUGCAGGAGCUGGACCUUCUACCUGCUGCUCAUCAGCCAGCCGGCCUACUUUGAAGAAGUCUUUGGCUUUGAGAUCAGCAAGGUGGGCAUAGUGUCAGCUUUGCCCCAUCUGGUGAUGACAAUCAUUGUGCCUAUUGGGGGCCAGUUGGCUGACUACUUGAGAACCCACAACCUGAUGUCCACCACCAACGUCAGGAAGCUCAUGAACUGUGGAGGUUUUGGGAUGGAAGCCACCCUCCUGCUGGUGGUGGGCUACUCUCACACAAAGGGUAUUGCCAUCUCCUUCUUGGUCCUGGCGGUGGGAUUCAGUGGAUUUGCUAUCUCAGGGUUUAAUGUCAAUCACUUGGAUAUCGCGCCUCGAUAUGCCAGCAUACUGAUGGGCAUUUCGAACGGAGUGGGAACGUUAUCUGGAAUGGUGUGUCCUCUCAUAGUUGGUGCCAUGACCAAACACAAGACGCGUGAGGAGUGGCAGUACGUCUUCCUUAUAGCCUCACUUGUUCAUUAUGGAGGAGUGGUUUUCUAUGGACUCUUUGCAUCAGGAGAAAAGCAGCCUUGGGCAGACAUAGAGGACACAAGUGAGGAGAAGUGCGGUAUAAUCGACGAGGAUGAACUGGCCAAUGAAACAGAAGAGAUGUACCGUGGAGGGGGGCAGUACGGAGCCAUAAGCCAAUCGGGGGCUGGUUUCAACGGUGGAGGAGGAGGAGGAGGAGCAGGGUCAGGGUCAGGAUGGGUGACAGACUGGGAUAAGUCUGAGGAGUAUGUGCAGCCGCCCGGAUAUAACUCCUACAUGUACGGGGGAGAAAUAGAGAAGGAGCUCACAUAGAAGACUGACGUGACACAAGUUUUAAAAAAUAAUAAUAACAAGAUAAAAAAAAAUGAAAGAGGAAGGGUGUUUCUGGAGAACGACUGCAAGAGAGUCACUGAACAGACUUGCUGUGUGCUUCUUAAAAUUUAUAACAGCGCAUAUCAAAAGAGUGGAUCAGAUUCAUUCCACUGUAGGUGUGUGUGUUUGUGUGUGUGUGAGAGAGAGAGAGAGAGAGAGAGACAGUGUGCGUGUGCAAGCAUGUGCAUGCAGAGUGCUAAAUUUACACAAAAAAACCUGUUUUCAUUUUCAUCAGAACUCAUCUUACAUCCUGAUCCUGAUGCUCAUUGUGAUUGGUCAGGAGUUCUGUAUCCGCAACUAGGAGAUCCUGUGUGUGUGUGUGUGUGUGUGUGUGUGUGUGUGUGUGUGUGUGUGUGUGUGUUGUGUGUGUGUGUGUGUGUGUGUGAGAGAGAGAGAGAGAGAGAGAGAGAGAGAGAGAGAGAGAGACAGAAAGAGCGAGAGAGUUGUGGGUCUGUAUAGCAACUUGCUGAAGCCACUGGGAUUGUGUUGUUUUUAAUUUUUUAUGUGUGAGUCAUGCAUUUACUUUUAUUUUGCUGGGAAAGCACCUUCAGAGCCUCAGUUUUAAAAACCUCACACUUCUAUUCAAUGCAGAAUUCAUCACCAAAUCCAAGCUCUCAAAGCUCCCAGAUAAACUAAACAGACGCCACCAGCCACAACGCCACGACGCCACUGAGUUUAACUUUCAAACUUCCUAAUCAAAGUGAAAAGAAAAAAGGUGCUUAGGUGUUGUAAAGUCGUACGUAGAUGAGUGUAAAGCUGUAAAACUUCCCUUCACCUGUGUGCUUGACUUUGCCGCCUACAGUUUCUCACUGCAUCUCAUGUCCAGCCACGCUUACAGGUCACAGUCGCCAGUAAUCAUCUGACAAUUCCCACUUUCUAUUCAGUGUGUAUAGUCUCCCUCAGCUUGGUACAUAUUUAUAACACUCCCAGGCCUCGCAGCACUUUCUGUUUAUGCCUUUUCUUUUUUCUCUGGCAGCCUCUCCCUCCAUUUUUCCUCCUUGUCUUAUCCUUCUCUCAACAUCAGUUGUGUUUGUGCGGGUAAAUCCAAGCUUUUCAGAUCGACUGUGUGUGUCUGUGUGUGUGUGACAGCAAAUGUGCUGUUGUGUUGGGUGCAGGUGCUGAAAAGUUGUGCAGUGAGCAUAUUUAAUGGACACGGUGGUGCAGUACUGUGCCAGCCCUCAUCUUUUCCCUUUUACACACAAACACACACAGGGGGGCUAAUUUCAUGCGAGUGCACAGUGAAUCGUGCAGACAGAGUUUGAUAGGCGAACAUUAUUAGAGAAUGUGUGAAGUUCAGCUUCACUUAUAUCUUGUAAUAGUAGAGAACCUCAGCUUCCUGCCUGUCAAGCGCACUGGCAGCUGGGAAAUGGAGUACAGUCACAUACGAGCGAGGUAAUCUGCAAUAGUACUGGACUUGUGUACACACAGACACACACACACGCACACACACCACUCCUGCAUCUGUUCGUGCUGACAGACAGUACAUCUGUUAGUGGUACUCAGUGGGUCACGUUUGCGAGAUAAAACUGCAGUGCUGGACUGUUUAAAAAGGACGUGUUUGAUUCACUUGGGGGUUUAGUUUUUAAAUGUGUUGAUGUGUCGAAUAAUUACAAGAAAAAAAGUGCAAAAGGUCAGUUGCCAUUUUUUGAGUGAAAAGUCUUAAAGACGUGAAUGAUGAUAACUGUGAACAAGUUCAUUUUGUGCGUGUUGUAUCAGUGUAUCUUUGAUCUGCUUUUUUCUUCUUUGUCUCAGUUUAUGGCUGCUCCAAUGUUUUCCUUCCCAUCCUCAAUGAAAUGUGUGGUUAUCUGGUGGGAUUUGGUGUAAAAAAAAUAAAUAAAUAAAAAGACAAGAAAAGAUCUGUAUUUAAAAAUGCAAAUAUAUGGAAAAUAUUUUAUGUAAAAAAGUGUACAUGUGAGAUAACCUUGUGUAUAAUAAAAUUCAAGCAAUUUAAGAUGAUGUCACUAUUUCAGUGCAAUUGUGUCAUCGGGAUUUUAUCACCUAUAACAUGAUGACGCAUUAAAAUGGUGUUGGUUUUCA